AAGGGCCGCUGGCUCCAGCUCGAGGACAAGCGGCUCCGCUCCGUGCUCGCGGCUUUGGACGGCCCGAUCUCGAAGGCGCACACGGACUGGGACGCGGUCGCGCGCGCGCUCGGCUCGCGCGACGCGGCCGAGUGCCGCCUGCGCUGGGAGAAGGUCAUCGGCAAGGGCGAGCGCAAGGGCCGCUUCACGGCCGCCGAGGACGAGGCCGUCCGGAAGUACGCGGCCGAGGGCCUCGAGUGGCCCGAGAUCGCCGCGCGCGUGCCCGGGCGCAACUCGAAGCAGAUCCGCGACCGCUUCUACAACAAGCUCGCGCCGGGCCUCAAGGCCGUGAGCGACCCCUGGACCGAGCGCGAGGACGCGCUGCUCUACCACAGCUACCAGAAGUGGGGCAGCGCGUGGGGCCAGAUCUGCCUCGUCGUCGCGGGCCGGUCGCCGAACAUGGUCAAGAACCGCUGGAACUCGCAGGGCCGCAAG
Messenger RNA from Aureococcus anophagefferens, 474 nucleotides. RefSeq lists its product as hypothetical. The record is from RefSeq and is a predicted model, not a curated record. Gene Ontology annotation, biological process: regulation of DNA-templated transcription. Gene Ontology annotation, cellular component: nucleus. The annotation marks the transcript as partial. Lineage: Eukaryota; Pelagophyceae; Pelagomonadales; Pelagomonadaceae. Gene Ontology annotation, molecular function: RNA polymerase II cis-regulatory region sequence-specific DNA binding; DNA-binding transcription factor activity, RNA polymerase II-specific. The transcript has a single exon.